UUAAUAUCAGAUGCCUAAGUAGGUACACACUUCGUACGUCGAAAGCCAUACGGAUGCUCAAGGAUCCAUGGAGGACACAAGGAAAACUGUAUGGGUAGCUAGAAACCUACCUAGCUAUAGAAAAAGCUUUAUGAUUAUUGAGAGCGGCCAGAUGAGGAUGGGAGAUCCUGGUGUUUUAAAACCCACACUUUUUAAGCCAAGCUUCUAGGAGGAAGACCCUAGGAUGAGACGAUACGACGAGGAGCAUACUGUUUAGGAUGGAAGGAGGAAUUGGCGAGCACAUGCGGAGGCACCAUACUAUUAAUUGGGGACAGGAAUAGGUCUAUACAGGCCGAGGUCCAUUCGUUUUCGCUUUUAUUCCCAUCAGAUAAAUACCUUACCUACCUACCUACAUACCUCCUAAAAAUCCCCUCGACACCCUAGGCUCGUCAAUUCACUAUUGGUGUAACAACUUACCCGGGCAGAUAGAAAAGACAUAACAAAAUGCCAACUGCCACGAGCAAACAUCAUCAUGGACGACAAUACGAUAUUGUCGUCUUUGGUGCGACGGGCUACACCGGAGUGUUCACGGCGGAGCAAGUAGCUGCUACUUUGCCCACCGACGUCAAUUGGGCCAUCGCGGGUCGUUCGCAGGAAAAGCUGCAGAAAAUAGCUACCGACCUCAAGGCUAAGUAUCCGGACCGUCGCCAACCAGCAAUUGAGGUGUGCAACCUCAAUGACCAAGACCUAACGACUCUCGUCAAAAGAACCUUUGUCCUCCUGGCUACCGUCGGGCCUUAUUCGCAUUAUGGCGAGUAUGCAUUCAAGGCGUGCGCUCAGAAUGGCACGCAUUACCUGGAUGUCACGGGCGAACUUGCCUGGACGUCGAUCAUGAUCAAAAAGUAUGAAGACACGGCAAAGGCGACGGGCGCCAUCAUGAUCCCCCAGAUCGGCUUCGAGUCGGCGCCAGCAGAUCUAAUCACCUUCGCGCUUGCCAAGGCCGUCCGAGAAGAACUGAACGCCCCGACGCGCGAUGUCCGGUUAUCGGUCGACAUGACCAACCCCUUUCCAUCUGGUGGUACCUGGCUCAGCGUGUUCGCCAUGCUUGACCUGUUCUCACUCAAGCUCAUGGCCGAGCUAUCCAAGCCUUUCGCCCUGUCUCCAGUGCCACAGCCCAGCCCGCCCAAAGAUCAAGUUUCCCUCUUGACGAGGCUGACGGGCCUGCGGAACUUUCCGCUCAUCGGCCUGGUGACAACCUCCCUCAUGGGUGGCGCCAACAAGCCCAUCGUCGAGCGGACGUGGGGCCUCCAGCAGACGGAACCCGCCCUGAGGGACUACUCUUACGGUCCCAACUUCUCCUACAACGAGUACAACAGGGCACACGGCAGGCUGUUCGGCUUCGCCGUGCACCUCGUCAUAAACGUCGGGCUUCCGCUCUUGACUGUGCUGUGGCCCCUUCGAUCCCUGCUCCGUCUUCUGAUACCCUACAAGUCCGGCGAGGGCCCGUCCCGCGAGACAAGCGCGAGGCAGAAGACCACGUUUCGUGCCAUUGCGAGGCCGGACAUGCCGCCUGGAAGCUGCGACAAGAUGGCCUUCGCCAAGGCUGAUUUCAAUGGGAGCAUGUACCACAUGACGGGGAUAUGCAUUGCCCGGGGAGCGCAAACUAUAUUGGAGGAGUACGACAGUCUCCAGCUCAAAGGUGGUGUCUACACGCCUGCUAGCCUCGGUCAGGGAUUCAUUGACCGCGUGGGAGAAGACGGCUUUGAGAUCAAGACCAAAAUCGUCAAGAGCUAGCUAGCGCAGGACCAAUGGUGACUAAAUUCCGCGACAUUCCCCUCUGGCUUGCGCAGCUAGUUCUCGUCUCGACUACACAGUCGAAGAUGUACUUAUAAAAUCCCUCCCACCUGAUAAUCUGGAUGAUUUAAUGAUUGAUUGUUGAUAGUCCUCAAAUUAUAUUACAUUAGUACCUGGUUAGCCACGGACAUUGCAUCAGGCUGCGUGUCCUGUGUUUCACCUAGAUCAAGGCACUACCAUUCCCGCUGGAUCUCCUCCUCGCGAUCC
Molecule: messenger RNA, 2040 nt
Organism: Pyricularia oryzae 70-15
Lineage: Eukaryota; Fungi; Ascomycota; Sordariomycetes; Magnaporthales; Pyriculariaceae
Product: saccharopine dehydrogenase
Exons: 4
Coding region: 484-1773 (429 amino acids)
Biological process (GO): glycolipid biosynthetic process
Cellular component (GO): mitochondrion; lipid droplet; plasma membrane
Source: RefSeq, a predicted model, not a curated record